AUGCUCCUCGUGAAGGAAAACGUCGCCGUUUCACUCCAAGAUCUCACGGCUGCCAUCACGUGCUUCCCGAACCUUUCUCAUCUGCACCUCAGCGACAACAGCGUUGAGACCAUCAGCGACGCAUUUCUCGAUUUCCUCGCUUCUGCGUGCCCUAAACUGGUGUCGCUGCACGUGGGGAGAGAGAUCACGCUGACGGCGGAAUAUGAGCCUGAGGAGAUGAACCUGGUGACCGAGGCUGGUUUGGACCGCUUCCUGCGUCGCUGCUCUCGGCUGCAGCACCUCUCGCUCUACUGCCUGCAUCGCUACUGCAAGCUGCCGGAUUCUCUCUCGCUCCUUACGAAUCUACACACCCUCGCUCUCACCGAAGCCUCACCUCUCGAGGCUCCAGGGUUCACGAAAUUGACUUCUCUUACCGCACUCUCCGUCGACAUGAUUCCACAGCCUGAAGGUCUGAAUUUUGCGAGCCUCACGCAUCUCCCGGCGUUCACCACCCUCGCAUUGUUCAACUACGCAUGGCUGAAAUUAGAAGUCGCCGGCUCUCAACCAUUUUCAUUCGCCCAGCUGCCCUGGCUGAAAGCGGUGGAGUUCGACGCGUUCAGUCCGCGAUUCGAGUUUAUGUUUCCCUCGGGAGUCUCCUUCAGCCGUCUCGAGCGGCUGCUUCUUAAAGGUAGCAGUGUCAGCGAGGUGGCACGUCUUCCUGAUGACAUUGGACAGCGGUUGCCACGCCUUCGGCAUCUGAGCUUGUGGGGAUGGAAUAAUGUUCCCGAGCUGCCCGAACAGUUAGCUUCACUAAGCUGCCUGCGUGACCUGACUAUUUUCUCAUGCGACAUUGUCAGCCUGCCCGAAAACUUUGGAGAGCUGCCCGCUUUGAAAGUGCUGACGCUGAACAGCCUGCCGAUUACAAGUCUCCCAGAUUCAUUCUACCAGCUGACAACUCUGGAAGCCCUCUAUCUGUCUUAUUGCAACGCAAUCUUUGAGCUUCCUGCAAGGUUCGGCUUCCUCACCGCACUCAACUCCCUCUACAUCCUCAACUCGCCGAACCUGAAGCUCCCAGACGACAUAGGCUCACUCACCAACCUCCGCACCUUCCGUCUGAGAGAGAAUUCCCCCCAGCAGCAGCUUCCAUCCUCCUUCACGCAGCUGUCCUCCCUCACAAUGCUCGAGCUCACCGAGUGGAGCUCCCAGCGCCUCACCCCUCUGCUCGAGCUUCCUUCUCUGCCCAGGCUGAGAAGAAUAACCUUAACAAGUGUUGGGAUCAUGUGUGGACUGGCUGUAGGCAUGACCCUUCCGUCCCUGGAGCACUUAGAGCUGGCGCUGGCUGGAGAGACAGAGGACCUUCCACUGCCUCUGGAACUUCUCUCAAACCUCCGCGGCUUGACUUUCCACAGCACUGGUUGCAUGGAGAGGCUUCCAGAAGGGUUUGGUUCGGCAUUGCGGCAGCUGAGGGGGUUGCAGAUUCACCAGGCUGCAGAAUUGAAGGAGCUGACUGAUAGUUUCACCGACCUUCAAUCCCUGACCUUUGUUGAAAACCAUGCACCUAAGCUUGCCUUUCUUCCGCACGGCAUCGGGGCGUUGUCUCGACUGCGCCAGCUGAAUCUUGAUAAGUGCUCAUCGCUCACCCACCUCCCUGCUUCUCUCACCCAACUUUCCUGCCUUCAUGCGUUGAAUCUCCGCCGGCCUUCCAACUUUGGACAACUGAGCCGGCUUAAAGAGCUCAAUCUGGACGGCUGCAGGCAGCUGGCUUCUCUGCCGGAGGACCUCUCCCAACUGAAGAUGCUUCUCAGCUUGACUCAUGAAUGCUGUGACGAACUUGAAGCUCAUUUUGAAGCUCAAGCUAUGGAAAGAAGGUAUGGGUUGUCUGCAUACCACUCGUAG
This is a messenger RNA of Closterium sp. NIES-65, 1875 nucleotides long. The record is from the annotation of a GenBank genome assembly. NCBI's taxonomy places the organism in Eukaryota, Viridiplantae, Streptophyta, Zygnematophyceae, Desmidiales, Closteriaceae.